UCAUAAUCUUUCCCUUUCUUCUACAUUGCGAGAAUCACACCAAGCUUUCUGCUUCAGUGCUUUGCAACCUUUUAACCUUCAGUAUAGUAUUUAAAACUAAUUAGGGUUUAAGAAAACUGAGAUCAACAGACAAUAAUGGCGACGGUGAUUCCAAAAGUGAAAUUAGGUUCACAAGGUUUAGUUGUUUCACAACAGGGAUUAGGAUGUAUGGGUAUGUCAGGUAACUACGGACUCCCAAAACCCGAAGCCGAUAUGAUCAAGCUCAUCCACCACGCCAUUGACUCCGGUGUCACCUUCCUUGACACCUCCGACGUCUACGGUCCACACACCAACGAAAUCCUCGUCGGCAAGGCUUUGAAAGAAGGAGGACUAAGAGAGAAAGUUCAAAUUGCUACCAAAUUUGCAAUCCGGCAUGUCGAUGGAAAGAUGGACGUGUGUGGUGAUCCGGCUUAUGUCCGAUCAGCUUGUGAAGCUAGCUUGAAGAGACUUGAUAUUGAUUGUAUUGAUCUCUACUAUGUCCACCGAAUUGAUAUUCGUGUCCCAAUCGAAGUCACGAUGGGAGAGCUGAAGAAACUAGUAGAGGAAGGAAAAGUGAAGUAUGUAGGAUUAUCAGAAGCAUCGGCUUCAACAAUUAGAAGGGCUCAUGCUGUUCAUCCAUUAACAGCUGUACAGAAUGAAUGGUCUAUUUGGUCAAGAGAUUUGGAGGAGGAUAUUGUUCCUACUUGCAGAGAACUUGGCAUUGGGAUUGUUCCUUAUAGUCCUAUUGGAAGAGGAUUCUUGGCUGUUGGUCCUAAAUUGGCUGAAAACUUGACAGAUGGAGACUUCAGAAAGAGUCAUCCAAGGUUUCAAAAUGCGGAGCAAAAUAAGAGUGUUUUUGAGCGAGUGAAUGAGAUAGCAACAAGGAAAGGAUGCACCCCUGCACAGCUGGCACUGGCGUGGGUGCAUCACCAAGGAAGCGAUGUGGUUCCAAUACCUGGAACCACAAAGAUUGAAAACUUCAACCAAAACAUUGGAGCUUUGUCUGUAAAACUAACGCCAGAGGAGAUGGCAGAACUUGAAUUGAUUGCUUCGAGUGACAUGGUUAAGGGAGAAAGGCAUGCGUUCAUGCAAUUGACAUGGAUAAAUUCGGAGACACCUCCUUUGUCUUCUUGGAAAGGUAAUUGAGUAGUUCUAUUAGAAAAUAUGUUGGACAAUAAAGUGGGUUGGAGACUCUUUCCACUAUUGAUGUUGAACGAAAAACUAGUGUUUUACUUAAAUGUUUAGUUGCUUAUAAAUGAAUUAAUGUAUUUGCGAAUUUUGUAGUUCAAGGUGAUGUAUUUUGUAUCGGGAUUGAACGUAUUGUAUAAUAUAUAUAUGGCAUACUUUCCUUUUA
Lactuca sativa (garden lettuce) is the source of this 1372-nucleotide messenger RNA. Its product is annotated as putative aldo-keto reductase 2. The record is from RefSeq and is a predicted model, not a curated record. NCBI's taxonomy places the organism in Eukaryota, Viridiplantae, Streptophyta, Magnoliopsida, Asterales, Asteraceae. Gene Ontology annotation, cellular component: cytoplasm.